Haliotis rubra (blacklip abalone) is the source of this 8616-nucleotide messenger RNA. Its product is annotated as sodium- and chloride-dependent glycine transporter 1-like. The coding region runs from base 153 to 2156 and encodes 667 amino acids. Gene Ontology annotation, cellular component: membrane. The transcript has 16 exons. NCBI's taxonomy places the organism in Eukaryota, Metazoa, Mollusca, Gastropoda, Lepetellida, Haliotidae. The record is from RefSeq and is a predicted model, not a curated record. Gene Ontology annotation, biological process: sodium ion transmembrane transport.
GACUGAAUCGACAACAGUAAUGGCUGCGAGCACAAAGCACAACUUGUACCCAAAUGUCCAGAAUACUAACGGGGAACUAGACAACUCGAACAACAGUAAUGAUUCUAGAAAUGAGGCUCAAGUUGAUUUGUUGAGGGGCACUGAGAAAUAUCAUGAUGGCGAGCAACCAAGCGAGCAGCCUGCGAAGUGGGGGCGUGGCAUGGUACAAGCAAGACUACCCUGAAAACACUCUCGAACCUGAUAACCCCAAUGAGCAGCUUGCCCAGGAUGUGUCCAGUACAGCAGUUCUCACCCCCCUCGAUGAUGACUUGGUGGGAAAUGUCCAAGAUCCAUCUGAUCGAGGAAACUGGACGGGUCGCUUUGACUUCCUCAUGUCUCUGUUGGGAUAUUCAGUCGGUCUCGGAAAUGUCUGGAGGUUUCCGUACCUAGCAUAUACAAAUGGUGGAGGGGCCUUCCUGUUCCCCUUCAUCAUCAUGUUGCUGCUUGUCGGACUGCCCAUGAUGUUCCUGGAACUCUCCUUUGGUCAGUUUGCUGCUCUCGGUCCAGCUGGCAUCUUUGACCGCAUCUGUCCUCUUUUCUAUGGUGUGGGCUACGGCAUGGUGGCUGUAUCUGCCCUGGUCUCCCUCUACUACACGGUCAUCAUUGCCUGGGCAGUACUCUACAUGUUCACAUCCUUCACCUCGGAGCUGCCGUGGCAGAGAUGUCACUCACCCUGGAAGACAAAGGAUUGCUAUUCCUACACGGAUGCUGAUGACUGUAUGAGUAACAACGGCUCUGUAUACUUUGAGAGUCACUGCUACAAUUCUACAUAUGCUGCUGAAAAUAAUGUAACUGCAGAAGUCAAUGUUACAUCACGGCACGCACCAGCCCAGGACUUCUUUGAAAAUAACAUCCUCUCAAUGACAGACAGCAUAGCCGAUUUAGGAACAGUGAAAUGGCAAAUAGCCUUGUGUCUGCUGUUUGCGUGGGCACUUACCUUCCUUGCUUUAAGUCGAGGUGUCAAGUCUGUAGGAAAGGUGGUAUAUUUCACAGCCCUUUUUCCAUAUGUGGUUCUGACAAUCCUUUUCUUCCGCGGAGUGACCCUAGAGGGAGCACAAGACGGCAUUAUAUAUUACCUCACACCAGACUUUGAAAAACUCAAGUUAGCUAAGACAUGGGUGGAUGCUGCCGUGCAGAUAUUUUUUGCUUUAAGUCCUGCCUGGGGUGGUCUUAUUACUCUGUCCAGCUACAAUAAGUUCCACAACGACUGCUUUAAGGAUACUCUGAUUGUAUCUAUAGGAAACAUCUGCACGAGUAUAUUUGCUGGCUUCGUUAUUUUUGCCAUAGUGGGCUAUCUGGCAAAUGAGCUGAAAAUGCCAGUAGAUAAGGUGGUUGAGCAAGGUCCAGGUUUGGCAUUCAUCGUGUUCCCAGAUGUGGUGACGCGUCUCCCAAUUUCCCCGCUUUGGUCGUUCCUUUUCUUUUUCAUGUUGAUCACACUGGGUAUGGGAAGUGAGUUUGCUUUGUUGGAGACAAUAAUGACGGCUGUCCAGGAUACAUAUCCCCCUCUGCGUCAGAAGAAAACCUGGGUUGUACUCGCUGUCAGUGUCUUAGGCUUCCUCGGGGGCCUUAUUAUAUGCACAGAGGGUGGAAUGUACAUCUUACUGUUGAUGGAUACGUAUGCAGCCAGUUGGUCGGUUUUCCUUAUGGCGAUCCUCGAGUGCGUUAUCAUAUCCUGGAUAUACGGAUGUGACAGAUUCCUCCAAGAUAUUCAACAGAUGAUUGGCGUGAGGAGUCGCCACUGGCACAACUUCUUCAAACUUUUCUGGAAAUAUCUGACACCAGGGACACUGAUUUUCCUGCUGUUCUUCAACUGGAUUCAGUAUACUCCAAUCAAGUACGGAAAAAAGCGAUAUCCUGUGUGGGCCGAUGGUGUGGGCUGGGUGUUGGCCUUUAUACCAGUGCUACUCAUUAUAGGCAUGAGUGUACAUAAAGUUCUCAUCGCUCCUUCAGACAUGACACUGCUGGAGAAAAUCCGACACUUGUUGAAAGCAACACCAGAGUGGAAACCAGCUCAUAAACUGCCUGAAAUAGAUAUAAUGGAUACUGAGGAAAAGGGAAAGACAAUUACCAACCCUGGAUUCAAUGGCAAUGCCAGCCCAUUUGAAACAAGGAUAUAGUCAGUGUGGAUACACUGAUGAAAUCUUCGACUAUCACCUAAAUAUGUCAGCCAAAGGGAGAUAACUCAUCUAGCAUUCCACAACGCGGGACUAACAACGUACAUUGUUUUAAGUGAACAACAGCCACACUUACUCCUGCAUAUGUCCAAUGCUGCGCCAUUCCCACAAUCUCGUCUAGAAUAGUCAACCAACAAAUGAGUUUUAGAUUUGUCUACCUUCUCCUUUGGCUGGUACACUGUUGUUGACUUUGUUGACUACACCAACGAGGGGUAUGCCUCGGUGUAGUCAUGCUUGGAUGCUUGUGGUGGAGAGAUGCUUCUUCUUGAGCUAAGUGCCUGGGUAGGUGGCUCAAUAUAUUGAUGCAGGCGCCAAUUGAGUGGAGUUUUUUUUAACUUUUGACCCUUCUUAAAAUACAUCCACAAGUCGAAGCAUUUCAAGCCACUGUUUAUAGCACAGGACAUGAUUAUGUUGGACAUUUGCCCAUUAUGGUUCUGUUCUUGUUUAUAUUCCAUGGCCAGUCAUCACAAAGCUACCAUAUCAUCAUCAUCAUCAUCAUCAUCAGAGGUUGUUAUUGGUUUGACUGUCACUAAGUUUUGGAACUGGGCUGGUUUAACGGUGUACAGCUGUCUGUAUGUGUCAAUGUUACACCAACACAGUGGGUUCAUCAGUGUUGCUGGCAUUAAUGUACGAUUGGUCAACAAACUGAGGUUUGCAGGGACAUUACUUCGAUAAGUCUGAAGCUGCCAGUUCAUACUUUACUCAUAUUCCAAUGUGAAUAUACGAUCCUAGUGCAGUACUUAUGUAGGAUGUUAUCAUGUGUUAUGAUCAGUAUCCAUAGGUAGAUGCAUAAUCAAGUCCAUGACAACAUGAAUCUGGCAUCUAGAUCUAAGAAAAGAGUGUACUCUGUAAAGAUUUACAAUAUUAUAAUAUUAAAGCAUUUUUGCAUUGAUCUCAAGUGAUAUAAUGAGAUAUUAUAAACGGGUAAAGAGGAGCAUAUUGGUUAAAUCCUUAGCUCGUCACGUCUAACAUCCGGCUCUUCACGUUUAAAGAACUGGGUUCAAUUCCCCACAUGGAUGCCCUGUAAAAAAUUUCUUUGAGUCACUGAUAAUGGGCUGGGAUAAUGUUAAAAUACAUCUAAAAAACAACCUUCACACAAUACCAUGUGAACAAAAUGUUCAUUUACCAUCAGAAAUAAAGUGAAUCAAGGACAUUACAGUCAUGUAUUCGUCUAAACCCUAGAUAUAUGGUUGUAUAAUUUGUAAGAUGUUUAAUUUUGUAAUGUAUGAUUAAGUGGUAGCCCACAAGGGAAUGUCAUUAGUCCUUGUUGAAUUAUGCUAGUCUCAGACCCUCGGACUUGCGUUCAAAUCAAACUGUGCCAAAGAUAAACACUAGCCUCACUGCCUGUACUUAUAACCAGCUGUAAUUCCGAGUGACAAAAGUCUCCCAGCAUCCCGUGCUGUCAGUUAAGGUGAUCCAUUGAUCAGAGAUCAGAGAUCUGUCAAUUUCUGUCAUCCUACACCAACAGUGUGAAUAUUUGUUCAUAAUGCUAAUCACUUGGUCCAAUUUUCAUUGUUUAUCAUUUGAUAUCAUUUGGAAGCCGCUGAUUUCCAAAUUUUCAACAUUGAACAACCUGUUGCCAGUAAAUAAUGGGCAUACUUGACCAAUGAGGGGUUAUGCCAGUUUACACAGCUUUGUAUGUAGGUGUAUGUGUGUGGUGCAAGGGUUCAGCUUGAAAUCUCCAACCAGCAUUGUCAAAAUCUUCUAUUUGUUUAUUCUUGAGUGCGAGAUUGCUUGUUAGACGAUCAGUUAGAAAGAAGAAGGGAAAAUUUUCACAUUUCACAUUGAAAAUUCAGUGACAUUGUCUCAUGAUGCCUCAGUGUGUUGACCAAUCAAAUUUAUUGUCACAUGACCCUUUGAGGCAGCUAAUUCUUUGCUUUUGUAUUCUCAGUUGUUGCAGAUGGUUUAUUUGUUAGAGGUUACUCAUUUCUUUAUUUAAGUGUUGUGUGAUGCGAGCUAUGUAUUGCUAUUAAAUCUUAUAUCUUUUAUAUUUAAGUUUGCUAUAUUUUGUUUUCUAUCACUGGGUCGUUUUUCAUCUCAUCUUCACUGAAGCCAAGAAAGAAAUCAUUGGCACCCGGUGUAGUUGUUAGUCGUGUGUUCCAAAUUUCAGAUCUGAUUCGCCAGGUAAUAUACUCUGUUAGUUUUGUAUCAGGAUAAUUUCCUCUGUUAUGGAGCAUGUUUGUAUGUAACUUACAAUUUGGAAUAAGUCAUUUGUGCAGGAUUGUAUCAAAAAUGUGUAAUCUUGGUAGGUUCUGACUGGUCAGACUUCUUAUCCUGAACAAUUUGGGGUAAUUUGUUUGCAUUAUAAAAAGUGUGGAAAAGUCAUCAACAACUUUUUUAAUGAUCAAAGACCCUGCAUAAUGUGCCUGUAUACUCUGAUGCCUGUAUUCUUUUUACUUUAGGAAUCUGAAUGGAAAAUAAUUAUGAAACAUAUCAUUAAGGAAUGCUGUGUCCAUUGUUAAGUUUCAUGUUUUGUAAUGUGAGGGAGAUGUUUUACGACCUUUUUAGUUGAAUGUAUAUGUAAACACCUUUACUUUGCUUGAAUCUCAUUUAACUCUCUGCAUAAUUUACACUCUAGCUUUUUAGCACCUCUAUUUUAAAGCUGGCAUUUUAUUUGUGUUGUUGUUUAUGAUAUGUAAAUAACUGCAGUUGUAAUUAGUGGCAUCUCACUUCAUGAAACUGUAAAUAUUACAAUGUACAAACUCACGGAACAUUAUCAUGUUGACAUCCUUGUCCCUGGACCUUGUUUGGAUACAGUUUCAUGGAACAAUUAACACUCAUUGCUGAUAUGCAGCUAUUAGUUUAUUGCAAUGUAAUGUAACAAGCAGGUAUAAUUAUGGUUGUUUUGAGUUUAGCUUAUGGGAGCAGAAAUGCCUGGUUUUGGAAAAUAUUGUCAAAGGAUGAUAAUAAUUGAUAACAGUCCAUAUCUUUUUUGACAUUACAAGCACAAUCAAUUUUAGAUUGGGAAUGUCAAUCAAAUUAUUUAGAAUUUGAUCUUUACCCUCUUUAUGUUUAAUAUAACAAAGCUUUGUGCUGUUUGACCAUACUUCGAUAAUAGGGGCUAUGGAAGGGAGGGUUUGUUAUAUAAACAUCGCUUUGCUGAUCUCUACUAGCUAAGCAACAUCAAUAUUAAUUUAUUCCAUCAUGUGCAGUCCAAAAAGUUAACCAAAUGGAUUACAAAAAUCAUAAAUUUUCAGCAUGAAGUAUAGUUCAAUGUUUUCCUUACUUCAGGGCAUUGAUAUACAGGCUUAUGAUACCCAAAUUUCUUGCUUAGCUCUUUCACAUUUUACAUUCAUUUUUUGUUGGUUACGAAAUAUUUGACCAAACAUUUAGUGCAGUUGGUUACGUUUUGAAUCAGCUUCCAGAUUAGUAUGGCUACAAAUGAAUGAAAAGCAAAUUAAUAGUUAACCCUUUCAUGUAAUUACUAUCUUGAAAGAUAUUUAACUGUUUUGGGGUCUAUUUUGUGAAUUUUUGUUUGUAUGUUGUAUUUAUAAAGAUUUAUAUACUUAUUAUUCAUGAUUUCUUACCAACAGCAGUAACAAAAUCUUCUGUUGUGCUUUGUGUGGAUCUGCACACAUUUGCUUGUGUCAAUGCAUUAUACUUUAUAUUUUAGGUGUCUUUUUUCUUUUCUUUUUUUUUUUUUUCUUUUCCUUUUUUCUUCUUUCUUUCUUUGUCAGUUGAUCUUGUUAACUUACUGAAAAACAAUAGAAGGCCUUAUAUGCAAUUACUUUUGGAUUUGAGGUGUUGGAAGAAUGUAAGCUGCGAAAAGAGAACAGCCAUUUAUUAUGCUACAUGGUUUAUAUGGUUCAAGAUAUUUUAAUUAUUUUGUGUGUGUUGAAUUCGACCAUACCUAUGUACAUUUAUCUGUUGAAGGAGAAGGUAAUGAGAGUUGUCAUGGAGAUGAUCACCGUUGGUUACGUUCCCAUAGAUACAUUGCCAUUGUUUCAUUUAGGAGAGUAAUCAAGAUUUAUUUUGUUAUGUUUAAGCAGACUGGAACCUCUUAAGUAUUUAUUUGUAGAAGGUUCCAGUGUGUUCAAUAUUUAUUGCUCUGUACAUAUGUGACAUGACCUUUGACUGAACUGCUGUGGAUAGGCUCGUAGUUUCAUCUGAUUGUACUUGAUAUAUGCUUGGGACCGGGUAUGGGUGCUGCUAGUCAGAUUGAUACGUGGCUGGGUUGGUCAAUGCACUGGCAACUACUGACCAGCACAAUCAUGUAGUCCAGUUCUAUGAAUCAGAACAAAGUUAAAUUCUGAGUUUUUGGAUGGUGCCUCAUGAAGAGUACACAUAGCUUACCAUUUAAAGCCAAUUUUGAUAAUUUGGAAACAUCUUUGAUUAUUGUGUCAAAUUCUGAUUCUUCACAAAAAAUGAGGUUACAGCUUUCUUCCAAAUUUAGUCAAUUUUGAUAUUUAGGAAAAGCAUUUAAUUGUUUUGAGUUAUGAAAACAAAUUCUGAUACAUAUUCCAUUGUUUGACAAGAAAUACCCAACCAGUCCUUCCUAUACUGAUAUCUUUGAGUUGUCUGGCAUGAAGUGGAAAUGUUUAUGAGUGAUUUAUGCGAGAGUUUGAAUAAUUAAAUGAGUAUAAAUGACAGGACUUGAUGAAUAUGCAUGGCAGUGUAUGUACUUAUCAGUAACCCCCUUUCAUGACUUAAGCUAACAGCACUUACUUCCCCUUGGUGAGCUCUAUAUCCGCAGUAUCCUAUACUAGUCCAGUGAAUACCAGCUGUAUCAGUCUCAUUACCAAUACCAAAGUUUAACUUGCUAAUGCAUUUGUUUGAGUGGCAUUAUUGCUAAUUCAUUGAUCCAAUGCAAAGAUGCUAUCAUAUUAAUAUGAUAGCAUUGAAGCAGUAUUGUACUAGUGGUAUUGUAUCUGAUUUGAAUCAAUCAGUUUUAAUGUUUUUCUAUUUUUUAAUAAAAGGUGGUAUGGCAUUGUUCAUAUUGUCAUGGUGAGAAUAUGUAUACAUUAAUGUGUUCAGUGAUCAGUUUAGUCCCCUUUGUUGGAAUAGGUUACUUCUUCAAGAAAGUUGUCUUUGUAAACCUUUUUAUGACACAUAGAACAAACCUGUGUAUCUUGGAACACCAUCUCCCAAAUGCUAACAUUGGUGUUUGUCUAAUUAUUUAUUUAAGAAGUGCUUCUAAUUUAUUCACUGUCUCAAGAUGUUUCUUGUGUUUGCAUUUAAGUGCCGUACUGACGACCUGUUGUUCCCUAUUGGUUUACAAAUGUUCUUGUAUAAGAGGCUGCUAGCAAGUUGAAAAAACUUUAUUAUACAUGAAAUAUUAAAUGGUGGUCCAUUUUACAAGUUGCUGGUCCAUAUCGGAUGUUUAUUAACACUGUUGGUCUUUACUCCCCUGUUGCUGUUAAGUCUUAUUUAAGAAAAUUGUUUGUUAUUCUACAUGUUUUUGAUUGAGAAUGAUUCGGUGAAUAAUGACAAAUCUCACAAGACAUGCCACAUUAAGCAACUGUAUGUGCUUUUUAAUUUUAUUAAAUUUUAAAUUUUUUAAUUUAAUGGUCCUAUGACCAGACUCAUCUUCAGUGGGACAGGACAGGACAGCAAGAAGUUUCAAUCCUAAACCCAUUCUUAUGAUAUUCCUGCCAUAGGUGGAGAGAGAAUUGGCCUGACCGAUUCAGUGGUUGAACAAUGUCUUUCCUCAUAGUCACCUUUAUGCUACAAACAUGUCUAGAUACUUGCUUCCUGGUGCUGCUGGCGACAUCAUAACUCAUCAGCUGAUGGUUCAGGGCUAGCUUUUGGACCUUGUUCUUAUCUGUAAAAUGAAUAAUCAAAUUGGUCUUAAAGAAAGGAAAAUGGUUCAGAGGAAGACAAAUGUUUAUCAACCACUCCUAUAACCUAUUUAUCCAUAGCUUCCAGAUACUUGUGGCAUUAUUGUAAGUUGUAUGGCAGAAGCGAGUCUUGUGCUGUAAUGCAGGACAAGGGCAAUCAACUGUAUGUAAGGGGCAUUCAGAUUUAGGUGAUAAUAUGAAGAAUAUCUUAUACUUGUUUUACAUCUCUAAAGUUAAGGAACCCCACAAUUGGAAGUAUUUUUGGUAGGUGUUUUUAACUGCAUUUUGUAUUGAAAAUAGUUUGAUUCAGUACAUACAUUGUAUAUACUUACAAAGCAUCCAUUUGUUUUGUGGCUGGGAAGGGGUCGUGGUUCUUUUUCAGAAGAAUGUAAUUUUACCCAAGUUGUACCCAACAAAUGUAUUUCUUGAGCACCAUUAUAUGUUCUAUUCAAUUUCUCUUCUAACACAUCAAUUGAGUCACUGCCACAAGCUAUUCAUGCUCAUGAGCAAUGUCAACAAACUAUUCAUUUAUGGCAUAUUACUGUAACUAUUCUUUUAAAAAAUCCUACCUUCCCAACCCAAACCCCCCACCUCCACAAAAUCAACUGGAUGCCCCAUUAGACAAG